Messenger RNA from Hyphopichia burtonii NRRL Y-1933, 1086 nucleotides. RefSeq names its product mitochondrial 54S ribosomal protein mL38. NCBI's taxonomy places the organism in Eukaryota, Fungi, Ascomycota, Pichiomycetes, Serinales, Debaryomycetaceae. The transcript has a single exon. The coding region runs from base 1 to 1086 and encodes 361 amino acids. The record is from RefSeq and is a predicted model, not a curated record.
AUGUUAAGAUUCCCAAGAUUAGUAAGAGGCUUCUCGUCUUCUUCUCGUUCUAAUGGAGUUUGGUCUGAAUUUUCCAAAAGAUCCUCGAGUUUGAAGAUUUUUACUCCAGAAAAUAAGUCAGACAUCUUCAAUCCCAUCAAUCCAGCAGUUGGACCUGCUUCAGUUAAAGAUGUUUCUUUGAAAACCUCGUAUCAUUCUCCAGAGUUGAUUGAUGAUACUUUCCAACAAGCAUACGACCUAUUAGAAAACGAAGCAUCUAAAAUAUACGGACAAAUCGACCAAGAAACUGACUUGGUUAAAAAAAAUGAUUUGUUAAUUGAAGCAGAACAAUAUAAUCCAGAAGUUUUAUAUAACGUUAAAUUUCAUUCCGAUAAACUUGAUUUAAGUCAACCGGUUUAUAAGCAUUUCACCAAAAAACAAUGGGAAAAUAAAGAUUUAAUGCUUACUAUGCAAAGAUUAGAAACAUUGAAAAUGAUCCCUGAUACUUUACCAACUUUAGAUCCAAAAUGUCAUAUUCAAAUAAAGUUCCCUCAUAACACGGAUAGACUUUUUUCAAAUUGGAUCACUCCUGGUGAAAUACUUCCUGCCUUUGCCGUUAAUAAACCUCCUACCAUUAAAAUUAUUGAUUUUGACAAUUUAGAUAACUCAGAUCAAUUAUACACCAUUUUAAUUGUUAACCCUGAUGUUCCAGAUUUAUCAACAAACUCUUUCAAAACCUGUUUGAACUACGGUUUGUCCAAUGUUAAAUUAAAUAAUAUCGAUAAUACUUUAAACACUGAAAAAUUAUUAAACCAUGAAAACGAAUGGUGUUUCAAAUCUUACCAACCUUUAACUCCAGAAAAAAAUAUCCCAAAUCAAAGAGCUUGUUUAUGGGUCUUGAAACAAAGUAAAAAAUUUUCCUUACCUGAAAUAGCCAGAGAUUAUUUCAAUAUAAGAGAAUUCACUGAAAAUUUUAACUUAACCCCAGUUGGUGCUCAUAUAUGGAGACAACAUUUCGAUAGAUCAGUAAAAGCUACUAAUUUCUCUUAUGGCUUACCAAAACCUAAGGUCUUCCACAGAGUCCGUAAAGAUGCUCCAAUGGUGUAA